This is a messenger RNA of Kluyveromyces marxianus DMKU3-1042, 1776 nucleotides long. Its product is annotated as leucine-rich repeat-containing protein 6. The transcript has a single exon. The record is from RefSeq and is a predicted model, not a curated record. NCBI's taxonomy places the organism in Eukaryota, Fungi, Ascomycota, Saccharomycetes, Saccharomycetales, Saccharomycetaceae. The coding region runs from base 1 to 1776 and encodes 591 amino acids.
AUGAGUUCCAUGCUUGUUUGCUAUGGCGAGAAAAGCGAUGAAAGUAAAUUGAAUAAAUCGUUUGGAUUGACAAUUUUGAGCCUAUUGGAGAUUGAGGGAUUUCGGAUCAGGCAAUUGAAAAUAUGGUGUGCUGAUAAGGGGAUUGAAUUGCCUGAGGAUGUGUGGGAUUGUUGUGUGGAUGGCUUACAGCAGUUGAGUUUGAUAAAAUUUAUCAUAUGUUUGCAUUUUUCUAAUAAACAACUUGAGACUCAUAGAGAAGAUAUAUUUAAGCAGAAACAACUUCUCUGGGCAGACAUUGGGAUAGAAUCGUUGAAAUUUGAUGAUCUUUAUAAUCUAGAUGGAGAUUUAGAACAUAAUUUUGGUGACCCGCUAUCAAAAUACGCAUUAGAACUUUAUACCACUAACCUUUUUUUAAGAUGCAGUAUGAUGUACCAUAUCAAAGAUUUUGUACAGCACUGUUGUGCAACAAAAACAAAGAUGGAGUCGUUGGAAAAUAGAAUUGAGACAUUCCCUGAACUAUUUGCUAAGGGAGUAGAAUCCGUUGUUAAGAUUCCUUGGAAGUUUCCGACGCCUUUUUUGAAAAAAGUAACCAAAGAACAAACUCUUGACUCUAAGAUAUCUAUAUGUUUCUCAAAAGUGAUGUUAAAAGAUGCCUCAAAAUUAUACAGAAAUGUUGAUCCUGAAGAUGUUGGUCUUGGAUAUGUGAAAGUGGAUCUGAAGUGGCUAGAAAGCUCCAAUACAUAUGUGUUAUCUAAACUUGAAGAUGAGACAAGUCAGACUUCAUUGGCUCUAGAGGAAAUUAAACAGAGACAAAUUGAGCGUCAAAGAAUAUUUGAAGAUGAUCUGGAAUUUAUGACCCCAAAAGCUGAUUUAGAGGUGUUCCGUUUGUUUCAAAAAGAUGAGAUAGAAGUUGAUGAUACGGAUACGCAUACAGAAUUAAAGGACAAGGCUGAAAAGCCGGAAACUUAUAUUGAAGAAACAACACUAGGAGAGCCACUGAUUGUUGGGCGAGAAGUUGUAGCAGAAAAUAGUGAUGUAUUAGAAAUGGAAAGUUGUGUCCCACAAACUAUUCAAACCAAUCAGCAAAUGAACCCAAAAAGAGAAUUACAGUUGAAACAACAGGAGCACCAGCAGCACCAGCAGCACCAGCAGCAACAAGUAAAAAGUAACCCUAUUAAGCCAGUCUUUGAACCGCCUUUAAGUCAUAUAAAAGUUGAACAUGACUUUCAGAAAGAAAAUUUUGCUAUGAAUUCUGUUGAAACUGAUACUUUACACGUUAACUCUGAAUUUCAUGAGAAGAUUGUCACCGGUAUGGACCAUGUAAGUCCCUUGAGAACUUCCAACAAUGAUGUUAUGGAUAUGGUUCCUAUAGAUUUUGCAAUGGUUUCGAGCUUCAAUCAUCUAAUGUUUGUUCCCAAGCUUGAUGAUGUAAACGAAGCAGAUUGCAUAAUCAAAAUAGAGGUACGUAAAAGUGCGAGCCUCUCGAGUCCUCAAGAAUAUAUACCUUUUUCUCAGAGAUUGUCUCGUCUCUGCUGGUUUUUGAAAAAGAAUAAAACUGAAAAGAGUACUGACACUUUCAUGUUAAAUAAAGGACAAUUCAGCAACUUUCAAGAUAUGACCUUGCCUCCCCUCGAGAGUAAAGUUACAUUUAGGAAAUUUCUCAGAGCCAAAAUACGUCAAAUUAAGGAAGAUAUAUUGUAUUACAAAAAUGUCGCCAUCUAUUGUAUGGAUGAUAUAAAAAAUUACACUCCAGAAGAACAAGAGUAUACGGCAUGA